Molecule: messenger RNA, 1483 nt
Organism: Lontra canadensis (Northern American river otter)
Lineage: Eukaryota; Metazoa; Chordata; Mammalia; Carnivora; Mustelidae
Gene: CNIH1
Product: cornichon family AMPA receptor auxiliary protein 1
Exons: 6
Coding region: 109-591 (160 amino acids)
Biological process (GO): vesicle-mediated transport
Source: RefSeq, a predicted model, not a curated record
GCGGCGGUCGUGGCUGCGGCCGGGGGAAGUGAAUGGUUUUACCCAGAGGGCCCUGCGCCGCCUUUCUCCGCUGGCACCGGCGCUGCUCGCUGCUCCUCCUUCCCGGCCAUGGCGUUCACGUUCGCGGCCUUCUGCUAUAUGCUGGCGCUGCUGCUCACCGCCGCGCUUAUCUUCUUCGCCAUCUGGCACAUUAUAGCUUUUGAUGAACUGAAGACUGAUUACAAGAAUCCUAUAGACCAGUGUAAUACCCUGAAUCCUACAGUUGAAAAGGUCAAAAAGAUUAAAAGAGUCAAAAUUGCAUUAAAGCUUGUACUCCCAGAGUACCUCAUCCACGCUUUCUUCUGUGUCAUGUUUCUUUGUGCAGCAGAGUGGCUUACGCUGGGUCUCAAUAUGCCCCUCUUGGCAUAUCAUAUUUGGAGGUAUAUGAGUAGACCAGUGAUGAGUGGACCAGGACUCUAUGACCCUACAACCAUCAUGAAUGCAGACAUUUUAGCUUAUUGUCAGAAAGAAGGCUGGUGCAAAUUAGCUUUUUAUCUUCUAGCAUUUUUUUACUACCUAUACGGCAUGAUCUAUGUUUUGGUGAGCUCUUAGAACAACACACAGAAGAAUUGGUCCAGUAAGUGCAUGCAAAAAGCCACCAAAUGAAGGGAUUCUAUCCAGCAAGAUCCUGUUUCCAAGAGUAGCCUAUGGAAUCUGAUCAGUUACUUUAAAAAAAUGACUCCUUAUUUUUUAAAUGUUUCCACAUUUUUUGCUUGUGGAAAGACUGUUUUCAUAUGUUAUACAUGGAUAAAGAAUUUAAAUGGAAUUACGUAUAAAUUAAUAUAAAAUGAUUACCUCUGGUAUUGACAGGUAUGAAUUUGCACUCCCUAAGGAACAGCCAUAAUCCCUUGUAUGAUUGCAUUAAUUAUUGACUAUCCUUAGUCCAUUGGAAGCUUUUGUUAUAUAUAGGAACUUGUAGGGCUCAUUUUGGUUUAUUGAAAUGCCGUCUAAUUAUAAAUUAGCUGUAGAUAUCAGGUGCUUCUGAUGAACUGAAAAUAUAUAUCCGACUUGUGGGAAACUUCAUGGGUUUCCUCAUUUAUCAUGUAUGUGAUUAUAUAUGGACACAUUACAAAAUAAGAAGAGUGGGAUUUUUUUCCCUUCAACUUGAAUAUUAUCCCUGUAUAUUGCAUGAAUGAGAGAUUUCCCAUAUUUCCAUCAGAGUAAUAUACUUGCUUUAAUUCUUAAGCAUAAGUGACCAUGAUAUAAAAACAUAUGCUGAAUUACUUGUGAAGAAUGCAUUUAAAGCUAUUUUAAAUGUGUUUUAAUUUGUAAGAUAUCACUUAAUAAGAAAUUGGUUAUUAUACCUACUGUUCUAAUCUGGUGGUAAAGGUAUUCUUAAGAAUUUGCAAGUACUUUAGAUUUUCAAAACUGAAUGAGAGAGAACAUUGUAUAACCGUCCUGCUGUUCCUUUAGUGCAAUACAAUAAAACUCUGAAAUUAACUUA